CUCGCUCGGCCUGAAAGCAAUUCACUCUGAUGACGUCACUCGCAAAGUUGUCAUGGCGUCUUUGGGACCGAAGCUGCUGCUGCAAUUUAGCUAAAAUCUGUCGACAGUCUGUAAAUCGAAAUGGAGAAAAAUGCAACCCUGCAUCGAGACACUGACGGGAGCUCUUUGUGUGCCACGAUCGCGGGGGAGAUGGGCGAUGUUACGGUUGUCGGCGGAGUGAAAGGGACAGCCGAGAAAUGCAAGAAUAGUGAGGCUUCUCUCAGUACUUUGGUUAACGUUAGUUAUAAUAACAGCACCACAAAUGUUAGUGCUCCCAGCGCCGUUAAUGUCAUUUCCAGUGCUGGGAAAUCUGACGUGCCAGAAGUGAUCCAAGUCCUCCCCGUGCAGGAGGUUAAGAAGAACGACACUGAGGCGAGUGGAUCGUGGUCCGGGUCCGGGGAUCAGAUCAGUAACGGGAUGGGGCAUGACUCGGUGCUUGCUGCAGAAGAUAGCGAGGGUGGUGCCUCAAAGUUAGUAAACAACAAACCCGACGGGCCGUGCUCACCUCCAGCUAAGGAGAGCACAGAUGUGCGGGCGGAGGUUUCGGUUCGUGAAGAAAGUGAACCGACAAAACUUGCCAAACCGACUCGUCUGUGUCCGGACAAUGCAAUCACCGCGAACGUCAAGUCGGCGCUGUCCGGUGAUCACACCUUAUCGGAGGGAUUGCCGAGUGGGAGUGACCCCGAUCCCAGCCUCGGUGGAGAGUCCCAAAGCAUAGAUUCACUCGAGUCCUUCUCCAACCUCAACUCGUGCCCCAGCUCCGACCUGAACAGUGAGGGGCUGGAGGACACAGGACUGGCCCUGGCCCUGCAGAGCGAGUACGGGGCUGAUGGGACAAAGACUGCGUGCCCUAAGGACCGGGCCGCCGGCCAGUCCAUAUACCACAUUAAGUGGAUCAAGUGGAGGGAGGAGAACACGCCGAUCAUCACCCAGAACGAGAACGGCCCCUGUCCAUUACUGGCAAUUAUGAAUGUCCUUCUGCUUGCAUGGAAGGUUAAGAUGCCACCUAUGAUGGAAAUUAUAACUGCUGAGCAACUGAUGGAGUAUCUUGGAGACUACAUUUUGGAAACCAAGCCUAAAGAGAUAUCAGAGGCUCAGCGGCUAAACUAUGAGCAGAACAUGAGUGAUGCCAUGGCAGUGUUGCACAAGCUGCAGACAGGUCUGGAUGUGAACGUGAAGUUCACAGGGGUGCGAGUCUUCGAGUACACCCCAGAAUGCAUUGUGUUUGAUUUGCUGGACAUCCCUCUCUACCACGGCUGGCUGGUUGACCCCCAGAUGCAUGACAUUGUCAAAGCAGUGGGCAACUGCAGCUACAACCAGCUGGUAGAGAAGAUAAUAUCCUGCAAACAGUCAGACAACAGCGAGCUGGCAGGGGAAGGCAUCGUGGCAGAGCAGUUUCUGAGCAGCACAGCCACCCAGCUGACGUACCAUGGCUUAUGUGAGCUCACAUCCACCGUACAGGAGGGAGAGCUCUGUGUCUUUUUCAGGAAUAACCACUUCAGCACCAUGAUCAAAUACAAGGGCCAGCUGUACCUCCUGGUUACAGACCAAGGUUUCCUGACAGAGGAGAAGGUCGUCUGGGAGAGUCUGCACAAUGUUGACGGAGACGGCAAUUUCUGUGAUUCCGAGUUCCGGUUGCGGCCUCCGUCUGACCCAGAGACUGUGUACAGAGGCCAGCAGGAUCAGAUAGACCAGGACUAUCUGAUGGCGCUGUCACUGCAGCAAGAGCAGCAAAGCCAGGACCUACAGUGGGAGCAACUCCCCGAGGGCAUCAGUGACCUGGAGCUGGCCAAAAAGCUUCAGGAGGAGGAGGACCGACGAGCCUCCCAGUACUACCAGGAGCAAGAGCAGGAGCAGGCAGCGGCUGCAGCAGCAGCAGCAGCACAGGCACAGCAGGGUCAGCAGGAGCCUGCCGAGGGAGACGAGGCGGACAGAGGAGGUACAGGAGCAGGCAGAGCAGCAGCCGGCACUGGGACGGCAGCAGCAGCCGGAGCCACACCCAGCCCGGGAAAACAGUCCUCUAGCGGGGAGCGCAAAGCCAAGAAAGAAUCGAAGGAUAAAGACAAAUGUGUUAUUUUGUAACAGAGUUAGGAGACGUUUGAGGAGAGGCGCGACAAGACUAACAGAGGAUUUGCUGUUUCCCAAACCACUGGUGCCUGCUAUCCUCUAUCCUCAGUGGAACCUGGACAUCAGAGGAAGGGACACUACAACAACAACUACCCCUUAUCUUUCAUAGAGUCGGCCAAACUUUGUUACAAGUUGCACAGUGCACUAUAUUUGUGAUGUGGGCUCAAAUUUAUUCGGGGUGGUAUGUUUUAUAGCAAAAGACAUAAUCUGAAGAAACAAAAUGUCCCCCUCUCACCGUGUUCUUUAAAAAAAAAAAAAUCAUUCAUUUUUGCAGCUCAUAAGCUUUUUUGUACGUAUCAAUAUUUACAAAACGUAUAUAGACAGACCCACUUUUUUGGUUUCAGUUGAGUUUUUUAAGUUGAUGCCAAGAUUCACAUUUUAUUUAUGUGUCUGUGUAAAAGGUAGCUUUUGGGAGAGGUUUUAUUUUUUUCUGUAAGCUGAGAGGUAUUUCUCAUAAUAUUGCCUGUUGGAAAUCAAUGUAACACUAUUUGUGUCCCCUCCGAAACACUAUGUACCUAAGGGUUAAUUAAUGCCAGAUAGCUGCCAGAUACUGUAGCUACGCAACAAUACUCAUCACAGCUUGCCCUGUUCAGAUUUGCCUUACCAGAGUAUGGCAGCGUUGUAUUCUGCUCUGUUUGAAUGUGAAUGUGUGUAUGUUUUCAUGUGUAUGGUAUGUACAGUACAUGUGUGCUAUGUUGGUAUAAUGGGGUGUGGUACACAUGUCUCAUUUGCUGAGCAUCGCUGAUGUAACAAGUUUCAAUUUGGAAAAACUUUUAUGCCGUAUUAUGGUUAAGCUACAAAUUCGGGGCAUUUAAUGUCUUUUAUGUUGUGAUUUUGCUAUUUCACAAAAACUACGUUUGGGAAAGUCAAACUGAGAAUAACAUUGCAGAUUUUAACUGAGGAAUUUUGUCAGAAUCUGAUGUUUCUGUGUGAGACCCAAGGAGCUUUUGGCAGAUUAGAUUUGUAUUAGAUGGCAGCCAGUUUAGAGUGUAUGGUAGUUCUGAAAGGCCCUUUUUUUCUUUCUCACAUUCUCCUCUGGCAGCCUUCUGAAGAGAUGCAGUGUGCGUGCAGGCACCAUCAUGAUCUCCUCUGUUAGGUUCUGGAUGUAGAAGUUCCACUGCAGCCAAUCUUUUGAAAAGAAAUACCACAUAUUUCAGUACUUUGCAUGUAAUAUUCCUCUGAACUGGGAAAGUUCAACUAAUAUUUGUGAACAUGUGCUAUUCCUUUUCACAAGCCUGAAUCCAAACCCCAAAAUCUGUGAAAUCAAGAUAUACAGCUUGAGUUUCAACUCCAGUUACAAUGUUGGGAACCUGUUUCAUGCUGUAGAAAUAUAAUUUCUCCCUCUGUCAAAUUCAGAGGGGGAAAUUCAUCUGAGGAAAAUAAGGCCUGAUAGUGAAAGUUCACAAAUUGAGUGGGAGGCAUAGGGUAUACAUUCUGAAUACUGAAAUUCUGUGGUAUCACCUUUUAACUUGUGUGCAUUUCACUGCAGCAUUGAGCGUGCAAACACAUGAUGUACAUAUUUACCUAACGCAUUCUUAUAAUGGAUUUAGCUAGUGGUUUGUACCAUUAUUGUACCAUGGGACUGCCUCCUGAGAAACUUUUCUAUCUAUACAUUCCAAGUGGAUGCCUUGA
This is a messenger RNA of Siniperca chuatsi (mandarin fish), 3798 nucleotides long. RefSeq names its product MINDY lysine 48 deubiquitinase 2 (gene mindy2). Lineage: Eukaryota; Metazoa; Chordata; Actinopteri; Centrarchiformes; Sinipercidae. The record is from RefSeq and is a predicted model, not a curated record. The transcript has 9 exons. Gene Ontology annotation, cellular component: cytosol; cell periphery. Bases 121 to 2121 code for a protein of 666 amino acids. Gene Ontology annotation, molecular function: cysteine-type carboxypeptidase activity; K48-linked deubiquitinase activity; cysteine-type deubiquitinase activity. Gene Ontology annotation, biological process: protein K48-linked deubiquitination.